CCGGCGCCAGAGGGUGGGGCAGGCGCCGGAAGUGCUGCGGUUGCCGUGACGACGGCGUCGGCCCCGCGGCGCGGGCGAGCCAGGGCGGGCUGGGACCCCCUGGGCCGCGCCGCUCAUGCCGCGGAAAGCGCUGCUCUGCGUCCUGCAGCUGGACGUCCGCUCGGUAACUUGCCCUGGAGUGCUGCUGAAAGUCAAAGAGGAGCUUUAUCUCAGUGUCUCUGUAUUCGGGCAGCGCAAAAAAACUCAAUGUGUCCCGGCAGCGUUUCCACUCUUCUUUCAAGAAAAACUAGUAUUUGAGAAGACAUUUGCUGAUAUAGUUGAUCCUGGAGACCUUGUGGAGUUACUGGAACUUGACACAACACUACUUGAACUAAUACAGCUUGUUCCUCCAGUAGGAAAUGUUCUAGCUACAUAUGAAGAAAAUACAAGAGAUUUCCUGUUUCCUGACCCUAAGCUUACCCGUGGGCACCAUGGUUUUGAUCGUGAGAUUUUAAUGAAGAGGUCCUCUUCUUUUACAGGAAUUGCACCAAAACUGAGAUUUUCUACAAGCUCCCUUAUUACAGAAAGCCUGUUAAGCUCAGGAAGGAGUCACAUACAGGAUGAUUUGAAUUUGGUACAUCACUCAACCCCAAAUGGAAAAUUGCAAACAAAGUUGCCAAAGAAAAAUACUCUUUCACCUGAGAAAAACAGGCACAGCUUAGCAACAAAGAGCUACGAGCAGCCUACAAUAGCUUCUAAAUCACGUUCUCCAUCUCCAUACACAAAAAGACGAAUGUGUGAGCUAUCACAAGACGCCAGGCAACGACUGGCCCAUUUAAAACUUGGUCCUUAUGAAUUCAGAAGAGAUACCGAUAAACCUCCAUUUGUAGUUAGACGGGUUGAACAACCAAGUCCUGGUGCUAAACUUCAUACCUGUUGUCACACACGAGAAAGUGCAGCAGAAGCCUGGAACAAGGUAGACCAUGAUUCUUCUCUUCUUGGCAGCUACAGACCCAGGAAAGCCAAAGCAGAAUCUCCUCAUGGGAAAUACUUUGGCAGCUCUGAUGUUUGCAAUGAGGAUGUGAUCUCAACUCCAGGCAACAGACAGUCCCAUUCUGCUGGUUCAUUAGAGCAUUCAGCAUCUCCAGCACUCCAGAAGCAUUCUCUAAGUUCUGUGCUAAAUCAAUCCUCUCUAAGGGAAAGAUUUACCUCUGGUUGGCCUUUACCAGCAAAUGGAGAGGAGAUCCACACGAGAGUGAAAAAUAUUUUGAGGACACACAGUGCUAGACAGCGCCUAAUUGUGAAGUAAAGACACAUGGUUGUGUGUGGUGGAAUUUCUACCAUCCUGCCUCAGGAUGAGAGUAACUCAUCUAAAGGAGGCUUGACUAAGACGAGAGAAUCUGCGCUUAAAGCACCCUUAUCCAUGAGGGAACAACAGAACGGUUCACCAGUGCAGCAGAGCACUACUGUUCACUUGGAUAAUGGUGAAUAUUGGUCUAAUCGUGCAUCUGUAUACAAAGGGAAGCCUCACAGAGCCAUCUUUGAAGAGAGUCUUGAGAAAAUAUACAGAAACAUGUACCAAAAAGCUGCUGGCACUGCUUCAGACAAAAAAACACACUCCUAAUAACAGUUCACCUGGAAAUGCACAGGAAAGGAGUUUGCUGUUACACAACAGCAUCCCUCUUGGUUCAUAAGAAUUGACCGAUCCUGAGAAUACAGCACAAAAACCCUGUCCUGUGGUCAGGCAUUUAUGUAACCCUGCAGAGCUGAUGCCAUUGACAGAGCUUCACAGAGAGGUGGGGUGGGAAGCUGAAGGCUUUGAGAGUGGUUUGAGAGUGGCUUCUCAUGGCGUGCCACAAGUUAUGCAUUAGUAUACCAUGAAUAAUCAAUGUGUGAAAUAACCUGUGAAACUUUGAAGUAACAAAAGCACUAUUUACAUUGCUGAAUGGGGGUGAAUUCUAAUGCUUAUAUUUGUAUUGUUACACUGACUUGAAUUUUUGAGCGGUUAGCUAAUUGUGUUGUUAACUAUAGUUGUAUGAACUGGUUCAUUCAGAACUCCAGUAGUAAGCAUUUGCUAAGAGGUUGCUUUCCCUGCCCGCCUUGUUUUCACCACAGUCAUCUAGUGUUUACAUACAUUUUAGCCUCUGUGCCAUUUUUGAAGGCUUUAUUUGUCUCAUUUACGUUUUUGGUUUGGAUAAUACUUAAAUAUGAAAUCCAUCUGGGGAACAUAUUGUAUAUUCACGUUGAGGGGUAAAACCAGUUUUUAAUUAAAAUUUUAUACAGCACUUGUA
Messenger RNA from Neopsephotus bourkii (Bourke's parrot), 2270 nucleotides. It is a transcript of the gene SPATA6, whose product is annotated as spermatogenesis associated 6. NCBI's taxonomy places the organism in Eukaryota, Metazoa, Chordata, Aves, Psittaciformes, Psittacidae. Gene Ontology annotation, molecular function: myosin light chain binding. Gene Ontology annotation, biological process: motile cilium assembly; spermatogenesis. The record is from RefSeq and is a predicted model, not a curated record. The transcript is spliced from 15 exons.